GAGAGUAGUGAAAGAGGUUGUUUUUAAUUUCGCAGUUUCAUAGCAAUUAUCGCCGAAAAAUCCAAAAUUUCCACUCCUAUCUCUCUGCUUAUGACAUCCCUAACAUCUAUCUACUCUACCCACUUUCUCAGUUUCAGCUCCCAAUUAUCGUUUUGAUCCUUCUGGUUGCUUCUUAGUUUGAUAAUCGAAAGUGGGUCUCUUCCUUUUCACGAAAUUAAGAAUGUUUCUGGCUCGAUCCUUUCUUUUUUGAUGGAAAAUUUCAUUGUUUGCACACGUGAGCAAGAGAAGCAGUGCUUAUCCAUAUUACAGGGGUUAUGUGAACUGAAGAGGGAGGGUACUGGUUUGUGGAGGCAGUGACACUUCUGCAAGCUUAGAAUCCUCUCUCCGAUUUCUUUUUUAAAUGAAAACAGUUAGUGUGUUGUUGUUGGAGGCUCAAAGCUUGCAUGUAAGACCAUCUGGGUUUUGGUGAUCAGUUUAAGCUAAAGAAAGUUUGAGAAGCUGGAACAAUGGGUUCUGUUUGCUGUUGUAUGAGUUUUGAUGAUUUUGAAGAUUAUGUAAAUCCAAAUAGUACCGUAUAUAGGAACUGCGUGUGUCUCAGUUGCUUGGCACAGAACCUUUUGAAUGUGUAUGCAUCAAUAUUCCGUCGAGGGGAUGCACACUCAAUCCCUUCAUCUAUUCAGGGGGCAGCAUCUAUGAAUUCUUCUGCGUCACUUGAUAAUUCUCUAUCUGACAUGUACCGUUCUCCUCCAAGGCCAUUACCGUAUGAUGUAGAACCCAGAUAUUUUCGCUCGCAACGUGAUGGACUAGUUUCAAGGCGGGAGAAGGGUUCAAGUCAUUCUAAUGAGGAAACAGAACCUCUAAGAAAUGAUGUAGAUGUGGAUCCAGAGUCUUUAAAUUCAGGAGACAAGUGGAAUGGAAGUGCCCGUGAAGCUGGAUCAAAGGAAUUCCAUUCUAAGUCCUCCCUAAGAAUUUCAUCAACAAAAUAUUCAGCUGGAGCUGGCCUGAUCUAUGCAUCAUCAGAAGACGAGGAUGUCUGUCCAACUUGUCUUGAAGAAUACACUAAAGAGAAUCCAAAGAUAAUGACCAAUUGCUCUCAUCAUUUUCACCUUGGUUGCAUUUAUGAGUGGAUGGAGAGAAGUGACAACUGUCCAGUUUGUGGAAAGGUGAUGGUAUUCGAUGAAACGACUUUCACUUGAUUAAAAGGUUUAUGUCGUGGAUGAAGUCAGCAACAGAGGCAUUGAAGAAUAUAAGUAUAGACAUUGUGAAUACUACAGAUUAAGUGCUUGUCAUGUAUAGUAAGUACGAAAAGUUUUCUCAAUCAUUGUUGUGAGUUCAUUCUAAUUCCACGUGUUUUUUUGUGUUUAAACAUUUCAACUUGUCCAAAACUGUGAAGAAAGAAAGAAUAUGCAAUUUUAGAUGGAAAAUUUGUGAUGGCUUCAACAUA
Cajanus cajan (pigeon pea) is the source of this 1444-nucleotide messenger RNA. RefSeq names its product E3 ubiquitin-protein ligase At3g02290. NCBI's taxonomy places the organism in Eukaryota, Viridiplantae, Streptophyta, Magnoliopsida, Fabales, Fabaceae. Gene Ontology annotation, molecular function: ubiquitin-protein transferase activity. The record is from RefSeq and is a predicted model, not a curated record.